Vitis vinifera (wine grape) is the source of this 1537-nucleotide messenger RNA. RefSeq names its product cytochrome P450 71D11. The transcript is spliced from 2 exons. Lineage: Eukaryota; Viridiplantae; Streptophyta; Magnoliopsida; Vitales; Vitaceae. The record is from RefSeq and is a predicted model, not a curated record. Gene Ontology annotation, molecular function: heme binding; oxidoreductase activity, acting on paired donors, with incorporation or reduction of molecular oxygen; monooxygenase activity. The coding region runs from base 1 to 1530 and encodes 509 amino acids.
AUGGAGCUUCACUUUCCUUCCUUCCAUAUCCUCUCCGCCUUCAUCUUGUUUCUGGUCGUGGUACUGAGAACACAGAAGAGAUCCAAAACCGGUAGUUUGACGCCAAAUCUACCACCUGGGCCAUGGAAGCUUCCACUUGUAGGAAACAUUCACCAGCUUGUUGGCUCCCUACCUCACCACGCCCUGAGGGACUUGGCUAAGAAAUAUGGUCCCCUAAUGCAUUUACAACUUGGUGAAGUUUCCACCAUUGUCGUUUCUUCAUCGGAAAUUGCCAAAGAGGUAAUGAAAUCUCAUGACAUCAUCUUUGCACAGAGGCCCCACAUUCUGGCCACAAGGAUCAUGUCCUAUAAUUCUACCAACAUUGCCUUUGCGCCAUAUGGUGACUAUUGGAGACAUUUGCGAAAAAUUUGCAUGUCCGAGCUUUUGAGUGCAAAUCGUGUUCAAUCUUUCCAGUCAAUCCGGAACGAAGAGGAAUCAAAUCUUGUUAGAUCAAUCUCCUUGAACACAGGGUCGCCAAUCAAUCUUACUGAGAAAACUUUUGCAUCAAUCUGUGCCAUCACUACAAGGGCGGCCUUUGGUAAGAAGUGCAAAUACCAGGAAACAUUCAUCUCGGUUCUCCUGGAAACUAUUAAGUUGGCAGGAGGCUUCAACGUGGGUGACAUAUUCCCUUCCUUCAAGUCUCUCCAUUUGAUAAGUGGGAUGAGGCCUAAGCUCGAGAAGCUGCAUCAGGAGGCUGACAAGAUACUUGAAAACAUCAUUCAUGAACAUAAAGCAAGAGGAGGGACAACAAAGAUCGACAAGGAUGGACCAGAUGAAGAUCUGGUAGAUGUUCUUUUAAAGUUUCAUGAGGAUCAUGGUGACCAUGCAUUUUCCUUAACUACUGACAACAUCAAAGCAGUUCUCUUGGACAUUUUUGGUGCUGGAAGUGAGCCAUCAUCAACAACUAUAGAUUUCGCCAUGUCAGAAAUGAUGAGAAACCCCAGAAUAAUGAGAAAGGCACAAGAAGAGGUGCGGCGGAUUUUUGACAGGAAGGAAGAAAUCGAUGAAAUGGGUAUUCAAGAAUUGAAAUUCUUGAAGUUAGUUAUCAAAGAGACUUUAAGAUUACAUCCUCCACUUCCUUUGUUACUUCCAAGAGAAUGCAGAGAGAAAUGUGAGAUUGAUGGACAUGAGAUACCUGUCAAAUCUAAAAUCAUUGUCAAUGCAUGGGCAAUCGGACGAGAUCCCAAACAUUGGACUGAACCUGAAAGCUUCAACCCAGAGAGAUUCCUUGACAGUUCAAUCGAUUACAAGGGCACUAACUUCGAGUACAUCCCAUUCGGUGCUGGAAGGAGGAUAUGCCCGGGAAUCUUGUUUGGCCUUGCCAGUGUUGAGCUUCUACUUGCAAAGUUGCUGUACCAUUUCGAUUGGAAACUUCCCAACGGAAUGAAGCAACAAGAUCUAGACAUGACUGAGGUUUUUGGCUUGGCUGUUCGAAGAAAAGAAGAUCUGUACUUGAUUCCCACUGCUUACUAUCCUUUAUCUCAUGAAUAAGCUCAAA